Molecule: messenger RNA, 579 nt
Organism: Aspergillus japonicus CBS 114.51
Lineage: Eukaryota; Fungi; Ascomycota; Eurotiomycetes; Eurotiales; Aspergillaceae
Product: cell wall mannoprotein 1 family protein
Exons: 1
Coding region: 1-579 (192 amino acids)
Cellular component (GO): extracellular region
Source: RefSeq, a predicted model, not a curated record
AUGCUCAAACUCACCCUCCCCAUCCUCCUCCUCACCCUCCUCCUCUCCCCUCUCUGGGCCAGUGCAACCCCCGCCGACUCUGCGGGUCUCACCAAACGCGACGCCUCCUCCGUCCUCGCCGCCGUCACCACCAUCACAACGCAACUCACCACCCUGAACAAGACGGUGAGCGCCUACCCUGGCGGCAUCGAGGGCUCGCUCAGCGCGCUGCAGAUCCAAGCCGAGACGAUCCAGCUCGAAGUCGACCUGAAGGCCGCGAUCGUGGCCGCCAAGCGCUCAGCCAACUUUUCCGACACCGAGAGUCUCAGCGUGGCGCAGGCGUUCGUCGCGCUCGAGCCGACCAUCGCCUCCACCCUCGCCAAUCUGGUCGCCAAGAAACCCGAGUUCGAUGACGGGCUGCUGGGCGUGGCGUCGCUGAGCUUUCUGGUGGAGUGGGAUCUCGAGCAGUUGAGCUUCUUGUCGAGUCAGUUGGGCAAGGCUGUGCAGGAGAAGUUGUCGGCGACGUAUGCCACGUUGGCGCCGUUGGUGUUGGAUCAGAUUGCGGCCGCGUUUGCGAGUGCGAUUCAGGCUUAUCAGUAG